UUUUGGCACAUCACAGAUCUUCACUGGGACCCUGAUUAUAAAGUGACAGUGAAUCCAAACACUGUGUGUCCUUCAUCUUCGAAACCUGUACUAAACCCAGGGAAGUGGGGCAGCUACCUAUGUGACUCCAAUUGGGACCUCAUCAAUCUGACACUUCAUAAAAUGAAAACCUUUCACCCUGAGCCAGACUUCAUUCUUUGGACUGGUGAUGACACUCCUCAUGUUGCUGAUGAGAAACUUGGUGAGGAUGCAGUCCUGGGGAUGAUAAGCAAGUUAACCAAGUUGAUUCAAGUGGUCUUUCCAGGCAUGAAAGUCUACUCUGCAAUGGGAAAUCAUGACUUCCAUCCAAAAAAUCAGCUUCCUGGUGACUAUCACAAGAUUUACAACAGAACUGCUGAAUUAUGGGCACCGUGGAUGGACCAUCAAUCUAUUGCUAUCUUUAAUCAAGGUGCUUUCUACACUGAGAAGCUGCUGGGUAGGACUGACCAGAGAAUCAUUGUUUUGAACACAAAUCUGUACUACAGCAGCAAUAAGUGUAAUGUUGGGAUUAAUGACCCUGCUGGCCAGUUUCAAUGGCUUGAAGAGGUUCUUUCAAAUGCAAUGACAGCAAAAGAAAAAGUUUACAUCAUUGGGCAUGUGCCACCUGGCUUUUUUGAAAAGAAAAGAUGGACAUCUUGGUUUGUAGAACAUUUCAAUAACAGAUAUGUUGAAAUUAUCCAAAAGUAUCACAGCGUGAUAGCUGGUCAAUUCUUUGGACACCACCAUACAGACAGCUUCAGGAUGUUCUAUAAUCACUCAGGUUCUCCCAUAGGAGUUAUGUUUAUUACACCUGGCAUUACUCCAUGGAAAACAACACUGCCUGGUGUGGAGAAUGGAGCUAAUAACCCAGCGAUUCGGGUAUUUGAGUAUGACACAAAUACAUUGGAAGUCCAGGAUGUAGUGACAUAUUUCUUCAAUUUAAGCUAUGCGAAUGCAAUAGCUCCACUGUGGCAAUUGGAAUAUCGUUUAACAGAGGCAUUUAAAGUUCCAGAUGGUACAGUUAAGUCAAUGCAAACAGUACUGGAUAAGUUAUACCAUGAAAACGACUAUCUACAAAAAUAUUAUAAACUUAAUUCAGUAAACUAUGAUUUAACUAAAUGUGACAUGAACUGCAGAAUUGAUCAGAUUUGUGCAAUCAAGGAAGUUGACUUUGCUAAAUAUGAAGAAUGUGUGAAAAGAGAGAGCUCGUCUUCGGCUCUUACUGCACGAGUGCCUCCUAUUCUCCUGAUUCUCCCUAUAACCCCCGACUCCUCAAUAAUCACGAACCAAUCUACCUCUUUCUUAAAUACACCCCCCAGAAAACUUGGUCUCCACAGAUUCACUACUGUCUGGCUGAAGAAAUUCCUUCAUUAUGAGGAGGUGGCCUCAAGUCCUUGCCUCUCCUACUGGUAUAUAACAGCACUGGAGGUGGGGUUCCGAAUGCACAAAGAAAGAGACACUGUGGGUCUGCAAUAUAUUAUUUACCUGAUCAGUGAUAUCAGCAUGCUACGACUCUUCGAGAGUAUUUUUGAAAGUGCUCCUCAACUCACAUUGAUGCUGUAUAUCAUGAUGUUGAAGAACCAAAUGAAGCUGCACCAGUGUAAGUAUUAA
Messenger RNA from Hemiscyllium ocellatum (epaulette shark), 1629 nucleotides. Its product is annotated as acid sphingomyelinase-like phosphodiesterase 3b. Lineage: Eukaryota; Metazoa; Chordata; Chondrichthyes; Orectolobiformes; Hemiscylliidae. Gene Ontology annotation, cellular component: membrane. Bases 163 to 1629 code for a protein of 488 amino acids. The transcript has 9 exons. The record is from RefSeq and is a predicted model, not a curated record. Gene Ontology annotation, molecular function: hydrolase activity.